Molecule: messenger RNA, 933 nt
Organism: Cyphellophora attinorum
Lineage: Eukaryota; Fungi; Ascomycota; Eurotiomycetes; Chaetothyriales; Cyphellophoraceae
Product: putative eukaryotic translation initiation factor 2 subunit beta
Exons: 3
Coding region: 1-933 (310 amino acids)
Biological process (GO): formation of cytoplasmic translation initiation complex; translational initiation; formation of translation preinitiation complex
Cellular component (GO): eukaryotic translation initiation factor 2 complex
Molecular function (GO): mRNA binding; translation initiation factor activity; translation initiation factor binding
Source: RefSeq, a predicted model, not a curated record
AUGGCAGACACCGAGACACUACCAGAGCGCAAGCAGCGCAAGUCGGUCGCCUUCAGCGAAGACGCAACACUGAUGGAUACCAAUGGGGACUCCGAGUCCGCUCCGCUGGAAUCGAAAAGCACUGCAGAGAGCCACUCCACAGACAAAGCGGUCGACGAGGUCACAGAUAUGUUCGCCGGGCUAGCCAAGAAGAAGAAGAAGUCAUCCAAGCCCAAGGCCGACGAAGCGGAUGGCGACGCACCCGCAGCUGCUGAUGGCGAAUUCGAUGCAUCGGCGCUCAAAAAGAAGAAAAAGAAGUCCGUGAAGCCCAAGGCCGACGAGUCAUUCGAAGCCAAGUUGGCCUCUGCUGGACUCGAGGAAGACGAAGACAAGCCAGUUGCAGCGAGCGAUGCAGUGGAAGACGCAGGCGAUCUUGAAGCCGGCACUGGUGUGUGGGCCCAUGAUGGGACCACACCCAUCUCAUACAACUUGCUCCUGCACCGAUUCUUCAAACUGGUCAACGAGUACAAUCCCGACAUCCUAGCAGGUGCGAACAGAGCCUACAAGAUUCCGCCACCACAAUGUCUGCGUGAAGGCAACAAGAAGACAAUCUUCGCCAACAUUGCCGACAUCAGCAAACGCAUGAAGAGGAAUGACGAGCAUGUCACGCAGUAUCUGUUCGCCGAGUUGGGUACCUCUGGUUCCGUCGAUGGCUCAAAGCGGCUGGUUAUCAAGGGUCGUUUCCAACAGAAGCAGAUUGAGAACGUCCUACGAAGAUACAUCCUGGAGUACGUCACUUGCAAGACCUGCAGGUCGCCGGAUACAGAUCUCAGCAAGGGCGAGAACCGUCUCUACUUUAUCACCUGCAAUUCUUGCGGCUCGCGGAGAUCAGUCACAGCCAUCAAGUCCGGUUUCACAGCCCAAGUCGGCAAGAGACGGAGGAUGGCUGGCUAA